Dermacentor andersoni is the source of this 4925-nucleotide messenger RNA. RefSeq lists its product as uncharacterized. The record is from RefSeq and is a predicted model, not a curated record. Gene Ontology annotation, molecular function: protein binding. NCBI's taxonomy places the organism in Eukaryota, Metazoa, Arthropoda, Arachnida, Ixodida, Ixodidae.
UGCCGGGAGUGCUGUCUGACGCUGUCCAGAAGGCAUAAGGGCACAUAAGCAGACGAUAAAAAAGAAGAUGGCGCCAUCCUCUUGUUGCGCCGUCGUCUGUUGCCGCUGGCGCUGCUUCCCCAUGCUUCUGCUAGCAACGUUUUUACUUAGCGCAGUAAAGGCGGACCGACCUACAAAGUCAACAGUCUACUACAUGGAUGACCUAUGCGGGUCGUCGCAUACGGCUGCCAUCACGGUGGGAGUGGCAGGCCUCGAGUCGGCGGUGGUGCUUCGUGCCACCAAGCACCACAUCGACCAUGGCUUCAACUGCACGGUGAACGUGACCACGAGGGUGGACCGGAGCCUGCUGUACAGCAUCUCGUUCCUGGACUUGCCCAUGACUUGUCUUUCCUACCUGGAGUGCAGUUGUGGGCGGACCGCCGGGACGCGCAGCGCUUCUGCCGCAACGUGGACGACCCGCGUGGCAAGGAGGCCCACUGGGUGACCGCGCCGCAGCUGCUGGUCCAGCUGGUCACCUCGCGCCACGACUGGAACUACGAGCGCAAGGCCUUCGAGAUCGUGCUCACGUCGUACCGGCAGAGCCUGCACUUCGACGGCUGCUACAAGGGCGAAUACCAGUGCGGCAACAAAUUCUGCAUCUGGCGCGAACUCACUUGCAACAACGAGAACAACUGCGGUGACCUGAGUGACGAGAAUUGCAUGUCGAAGACCCUGGCAGUGGCCGUGACCGUCGCCGCUGGAAUCACGGUGGUUGUACUCAUCUUCACGUUAGUGGCCUACAUCAGGAAGCGUGCUCGAGGGGGACCACACGACUUGUCCCGCACCACGAGCUCCCAGUCGGUUCACAGCGCGGGAUCGGGCAUUUCCGGCGCCUACGACACCACCUACCGACCACUGGUGGGAAGGCACCUGCUCAUGGAGCCGCUCUUGGAGGUGCCCAGCGUGCAGGUCUCUGGCCUUCCCAGCAGGACGUCGUCCGAGGACAACGUGCCGAAAGAGGCCCAGGGUAGCGAGAAGCGACUGAGGCCCUGCAUUCGCUACGACCGGUCCGUGUCGGACCCGAUGUGAAAGACAGAAACGUGCUGCCCUGUCGACAAGAGUGUCUAGAUGGGCUGUUUGGUGGCAGAAAGACACGAUUGUGGAUGAUACGGUACGGUCCACUGUUAAAGAAAACACCUAGCUGGCAGUAGGACAGCAGUCUGGGCAAGUUGGCUUUCUUUCAGGACGAACGUACAAAGAGCGACAAAAUGACCAGAGCAAGAUGUAAACGACACAACCAGCGUUCACUGAGAACUGAAAAUAUUAUUGAAAACAUCGUGUCAUAUAAAGGUAUGUCAAACACGCCGGCUCGUAUCUAAGCCCCGUCACCCUUAGCGUAACGCUUGGAAGAACAAAAUAUGACUAUAAUAUGCGAAAAAAAUCGAUGCAGUGAAAGAUAAGCAGGACGAUGCCAUGAGCAAUUUCGGUGAUAUAGCAAAAGCAGCAGAUGAUGUCUAUAUACUGAACUGUACAUUAGCCCGGGCAGUCACGUACUCUUGAUUGCACACGUAGUUUGGAACGGCGUACAGAAGUUCGACGUGCAAGUAGCGAUAAAGUUAGAAAAUUCUUGCAAGUUAUAUCCAAUGGAAAACUGGUAGGAAAAAAUGGAAUAACAGUUGGUUAGACGAAGAGUAGAGGGGACAUUAUACUCGAAAAGAUUGCGACUGUUUAUUCGCAAUGCGGGAUCAGGGCAAUGCUUCACUCCACUUAAACCAGACAACAGGAUUGCUUUAGGAAGGGGUAUAUAACAAAGAAUCCUAUUCAUGUAAGCAAUCAUGUAAUCGAGAAAUAUGAGGCGCAUAACUAAGUUCUCUAUAUUGCUUUCAUAGAUUAGGAAAAGAUUCCAUUCAACAGAGAUACCAGAAGUCAUCGAGGGGUUACUCAGUCAACAAAUACCGGAGGUAUUCGUGAAUGCCUUAGCAUUUAUGUAUAAAGAUUCCACAACUUCCUUCAUGGUUCACAUAAAGAACGGGACAUUACUGAUUAAGAAGGAAGUCAAGCAAGCAGAGGCAAUAAGAAUUUCUUCAAUGCCGUUCACUGCAUGCUUUGAAAUAUUCAAGCUGCUAGAAUGGGAACGAUUACGUGUGAGGUUGAACGGGGAACAUCUCGGCAACCUGCGGUUUGUGGAUAACCUUACUCUGUUCAGCAGUGCUGCAAAUGAGCCCGAACAAAAGAUUGAUGAUUUUAGUGAACAAUAAACAAAAAAAAAAGAACUAGGCUCAACUUUAAGAGACAGGAUGACAGAAAUGGGAAUGAAGAGUGGCAACUGAUAUUCCAGUUCACACUAAAAUGAGAUGGAGUUGAGCAGGCCAUGUAAGGCGUAGGGCGGACCACCGACCGACAUUUACAGUCCCGGAAUGGGUGCCAGAGGAAGGGAAGUGUGGUGAAGGGUGACAGAGGACGGGGUGAUGUAAUGGAAUUAGGAAAUUUGAAGGCAAAGAGUGUUACCAGGCGGCGCGAGAGCGAGGUAACGGGAGAUCGAUGAGAGAUGCCUUCGUCCAUCAGUGGACAUAAAAACAGGCUGAUGAUGAUAAGACGUGAUUUUUGCAAUAACUUUUGUUAGUGAGCUUUAGACCUGUUGUGUUUCCUGCUUGUUUUCGUGCUCUGUACAUUCAUCCUGACUUAGUUGAUGAUAAAUCCAUAAAAACUCCAGCACACAGACUUUAUCGAGGGAAACAUCUGGCUCAGGAGACGAAUGAAGUUGACAUGUAUGCUUCAAAAGUAAUCGGCCUGUCUUCGUGCCACAUUACUGCUGUAGAAAGCAGUGAAAUGAUAACUGUUCUCUUUAAGAGCGGACCGUACUGCAUGCAUGACCACACACAGAACUAACCUCCAACAACGCAUUCAUUUCAGUUUUCACUGCCAUACUUAUAGUACCAUUAUACGUCAUCGGGCACGUGCGCGCUUUUGUACAGUGCACAAAUGCCCCUUAAGUUCUUGAAAUUAAGCCCUGUGCUUUGUACCUUGUACCCUCUGUGUUCGUUUGUGCUUGCGCUACGAGAGUUUCCGAAGACGCCUCGUCUUCGGAAACACGCAACUAGCCCAUAUUUGCGUGGUGUGGCAACAGUUCAGCUGUGACGCUGCGUUGGCGAGCACCAUUAGAGCCACAUGGUGCGGCGAUAUGGAUUCGUGUUCAAUGUUUUUGUUUUGCUUUCGCGAUAGGUUGGGGUGCCUCUGAAACGCUUUCUUGCGCACUGUUCGAAACUGAAGGACAAUAUUGCGGCAUUUAAGAACGCUGAAACGGAUGCAGCGAACAGAUAAAGCGCCUCACACGAAACGAUCUUUUCGUGCUUCUUUCUGUGGCUUCAUUAUGAGCCGAUAGAACUUCUUAGAAGUAAAAAUAGCAAACUUGCUCGAAUCUCUAUGUUUGCGAAGGAGCCUUUGCAUGUUCGUUCCGAAACCUUCGGAGAAGCAUUUAAAUGUUCGGCAAAUUAGGGGAGGGAUUACAAGUGCCCCUGCAAGAGGGUUACAAAUAGCACCGUUAUCGAGUUUAACUUUCACUGCGCAUAAGGUUUGAGGUACGAGGUCUGUGUGUUUGCAUAUAAUGCACAAAUCUGUUAUGGAAUGAAAUCUGCGUGUAGUUACAGUGCUGUUUCUUACGGUGAAGCGUAGCACCACCAAAUGAAUGCUCGCUGUUGAUUUUUUUAACUGUCACUAUUGCUAUAACUAUCAUCAUGCGACUGCUCUUCAGGCUUUAUAUUAUUAUAACUAUACAACUUAACAUGCUUAUCAAAGCGUUCUUGUGGAAUCCUAUGAACAUGUGCUACAAACAGUCUGUUCUUUCAUGAGAAUGAACGAAAAAUUGUGGAAACGUUCGCCAACAUUAUUUUACUUAAGCGACUUUGGCUCCCUGUUUAGCAGACAGGUGGCUUAAAGUUUGGUUGGAGUUGUCCUCAACUACGUUGAAAUAGCUGCGCAGGAUACUUUAGUUCGUCGAACAUGUAUUACUUUGUUGUUUUAUUGUAUUAACACAAUAAAAGGGUCACAUAAAAAUGUAGACAAAUUUAUGAACAGUGGGUGAAGAGGCGUAGACUCAGCCUGGAGCCAACGUUUUGAUAAAGGAAGCCUGAGUCUCUUAUGAAGACAUACACCCUUAUCGAAGCUUCUGGAAGCUCUGGUUUCUUCAGGCUGUGGUUUUCCGUCUACGCCAUGUGUGGAUUACGUUGCCUUAUUGUGUGAUAUUCCUACUUCUACCUGCUUAGAGUGAAGGUACAGAAAAUAUAACAAACGUUCUAGCCAGUUAAAACCCAGCAUUGCCCGCACACCUUUGAGCAAUGUGAAAGGGAGCACAAAAUGUGUGUUUCAUGAACGAUUUCGCAUGGAAUGCGUUUUGGAACAUAUGUGCUAGGUAACGUCCUUUUUUCAACAUCUAGUCUCAUCAGUGAGUGUUGCGUUCGGUGCGAGUUUGGAGCGAGCAUCACUUCUUGAAUUAAACUUUUCGUGAGUGAGUGAGUGAGUGAAUAAACUUUUAUUUGGUCCAGCAAAGCGCGAUAAAACGCGCACCCGGCUAAUCCCACGACGGGACUGACAGAUCUAGUCUGCCGGCCCGAUCGCGGGCGCGCUGGACGGCCAGGAUUUGAUCCUCAAAGACAGGACUUCGCAGGAGCGCGUCCCACUCUUCCUUGGUGAACGUCGGGCCCAGCGACCCGCACUCCCAGAGCAUAUGAGGCAACGUAGCUACCUCACCACAGGCCACGCAAGAACAAUUUGGAUAAAUCUCUGGAUAUAUGCUAUUAAGGGACGCCGGAUUUGGGUACGCGUUCGUUUGUAGAAGUCUUAGUGUGACCGCCUGCGGCCUGCUUAGCUUGGAGUGAGGCGGGGGGAAAACCCUUCUCUCUAAGUAAAAGAAUUUCGUGAUUUCGUUGUGUGUGAGAGGAGCGUCUCUG